This is a messenger RNA of Raphanus sativus (radish), 897 nucleotides long. Its product is annotated as transcription factor bHLH118-like. The transcript is spliced from 3 exons. The record is from RefSeq and is a predicted model, not a curated record. NCBI's taxonomy places the organism in Eukaryota, Viridiplantae, Streptophyta, Magnoliopsida, Brassicales, Brassicaceae. Gene Ontology annotation, molecular function: DNA-binding transcription factor activity, RNA polymerase II-specific; RNA polymerase II transcription regulatory region sequence-specific DNA binding; protein dimerization activity. Bases 172 to 729 code for a protein of 185 amino acids. Gene Ontology annotation, biological process: regulation of transcription by RNA polymerase II. Gene Ontology annotation, cellular component: RNA polymerase II transcription regulator complex.
UUUACAACGAAUCACUGACUGAAACUCCAGACCAAAUCCUAGAGAGCACAAAAUCAGACAAGAUCAGAUCCUGCUGACUCAUCAUUAUCAUCAUAAUAUUCAUCAUCAUCAUUACUAGCUGGAAAAUCUCUGUAUAAAAUAAUUAAAUUUAAAGAAAACUACAGGUUUUACAUGGCUGAUUUUCCAGAGAAGGGAAGAAAGCGUCGUAAAGAGGCGAGAGUUGGUAAUGAAGAAAACAUGGAGAAGAUAAUGCACAGAGAAGUUGAGAAACAAAGGAGACAAGAGAUGGCUUCUCUUUACGCGUCUCUUCGCUCUCUUCUCCCUCUUGAGUUCAUCCAGGGAAGGCGUUCUACGUCAGAUCAGUUGAAUGAGGCGGUAAAUUACAUAAAUCAUCUUCAGAGGAACAUCAAGGACAUGAGUUCCAAGAGAGAUGACCUCAUGUUAUUGUCUGGACAAAGCUUUGAGAGUAGAAAUGAACAAAGUAGGAAUGAUAACUCGAAUCAUGUCGUGAUUCGUCCCUGUUUGGUCGGGGUAGAAAUCGUUUUCAGCGUUCUGCAAACGCCGUUGUCAAGUGUGCUGCAUGUGCUUUCUGAGUAUGGUCUCUGUGUUAUUGGCUGCAUCUCCUCCAAUGUGAAUGGCAGACUCAUUCACACUUUACAGGCUGAGGUCAACGAUCUGGCUUUAGUUGACUUUGCAGACCUUAAGGUAUACUUACUACGCUUGCCGUAGUGAAGUAAACGUUUCCUUAGCGGAUUGUUUUAACUUGUCGAACCCAAAACGCAGUAUAUAGCUAGUUUAUUUGCACUUGUACUGUGUAUUUGUGUCUAUCUGUGUGUUUGCAGAUUUUGAAAUAGGGAAAUAUCGGGAUCACACCAUAUUUCAACCUUUUUCUUGUAC